UUCAUCGCACAUUUAGGCGCUAGAUGAUGGUUUAAACCCAUUUUUUGCGAAUAUUGUGAGACCUACAGUGUCAGAAAUGUCGUCGGGUAGAAGUACGCAAAGUCCUGUAAUCGGCAGACAACAGAAAGAAGAAAGUGGGAGCGAAAACGAAGGCAGAAAAAGCGAUGGAGAGUCAAGUUACUGUAGCUCCAAUGAUUUGGAGCCCGAAUGGCUUGAUGACAUCCAGAAGAACGGAGAGCUUUUCUACCUUGAGCUGAGCGAAGGAGAAGAAGAUUUAGCAUUGACCCGGGCCAACGCUCAUCAACAAGUGUCCACUAACCAUGUCCGAUUCAGUGAAAAGGAAGCUGAAAUUCUCACGGAGCAACACAAAAAACAACACAGCAAUUCUCGAGCUAAAGGAACUGCCACGCUUAAAAGACUGGCUAAAAUACUGAGGAGAAAACGCAGAUCCACACUUAGAAAAGGCAAAGAUGUACCAGCUUCUAUUCUGAAGAACCAGUCUGGACAGCGGCAUGGAGGGACUGUCCAGAAGCAGCUUAAAGAAGUUUGUGUUUAUCUCAAUCCAAAACGCCUCUCUGCUUUGUCAGUACCCCUCUUUGAAGAUGGGGGGCUGUUGGAGGCGUUGUUGGGGGUCAUCCAUCGCCCGUCCUGGGACUCUGACGGCAUGAGACGAGAGGACAGGCUAACGAUUCAUGGGCUGGUCCCAAACACUCCUGCAGCCAAGUGUGGAGAUAUCCUGAUAGGAGAUGUGCUUGUUGCCAUGGAUGAUGUCGAUGUGAACUCUGAAAACAUUGAGAGAGUUUUGUCCUGCAUUCCGGGACCCACACAGGUGAGGUUGACCCUGGAGACCUUGGUUCCUGUGGACAAUGCUGGAGCUGAUGAUGCUUUUGAGGCCCGUAGGAUGAAGUCAUCUCCCCCUGUCAGUCAGCUGGUGCGUCUGCUGUGGGGAGAGGACACGGCAGAGUUACAGAUGUCCAUUGAACACAUCCCUCACAUUGUCAUGUACCUGUCACUCAAACUGGACUCUGCUUCUCCACAGGACGAGGAGGAGAUUUUGUACCAGUACCCAGUGUCUGAAGCAUCCCGUCAACUCAAAGGAGUCAGAGGAAUUUUUUUGACUCUGUGUGAUAUGUUGGAGAAUGUCACAGGAGGACAAAUACUCAGUUCGUCUCUGCUCCUCGGUAAACAUCUGGUGCAUGUAGGCUACUGGAAGGAGAACAACAACCUGCUGGUGAUUGGGCUGCCUGCUGAGAGGGUUCCUCUUCUGUACCUGCAGACAGUGAUGGGAGAUGUUGUGAGGACUCUAAAAGUGAUGUACAGCUCUUUGGACAGUGCAUUCCUUGAAGCAGACCAUACUCCUCGCCUGGACCACUUUUUCUGCCUGUUCUUCCAGCAGCUCAUCCAGCCAUCCCGUCUCAGAGAGGGGCAUCCUGUGCCCCCUAUGGACACCUCUGGGACACUGUUUUUGGACGGACUCCCUGCUGUACGAUGGCUCACUUUGCCACCUGAAAUUAAGAUGGAGGUGGACACUGUUCUCUCUGACUUUGAAUCCUCUGACUUUGGAGAAAUGUCUGAAGACUAUUUUGGUUUGAGGAGGAUGUACGUAAUCCUUGGCUCCUGUUUGUUUUAUAAGUCCUAUCUGAUUGCUAAUCACUUGCCUAAAGAGGACCUUCUUGAUGUGAGCCUGUACUGUCAGCACUAUCUCCUGCUGCCCCUGUCCUGGGAGCAGAGAGUGGGCCAGCUGGUGGUGUGGAGGGAGGUGUUUCCACAGCAGAGAGCCACAGCUGCACCUGGAUUCAACACACCACAGGGACGAUACUUUCUACUCAUCGUGGGACUGAGACACUUUAUGCAGUGUGUGCUGUUGGAGGCCGGGGGCUGUGCUUCCCCUGCUGUGGGCUGUCCAGGACCUGACUCUAUUUAUGUUGACCAGGUGAAGGCGACUCUGCUGCAGUUGGAGGAGUUGGAGGGGGGCAUUGAGGAGCGACUCAGUGCUCCUCCAGCUCCAUGUCUGUCUUGUGCAGACUGGUUCCUCCCCUCUUCCUCCUCCUCCUCUUCCUCCUCAGCCCGAGAACGCCUCGACAGCCUGGCCUCUUCCUCCCCUGUCCUCAGCAAACUUGUCAAAAGCUCCUCCUCUCCGGGAUACAGGGGUCGUAGUCUUUUUGGGGAGAGGUCCCGGAGGCCUAGCCCACAGAGGAGCCUCUCAGACAGUGGGAGCGAGGGCCCAGAGGGGGGUGUGGGCUUAGGGACCUCCAGGACACGGGGGUUCAGUCCACAUUCCAGCCAAGACUCAGGUAGGCGAAUCGGGGCAAGACGUGAUUCACUGGGGUCUGGAGGGUCUGAAGGCAGUGGAGGAAGCGGAGGACUGUUUAAGAGUCCCAGGAAGCACCCAAACCCGUUUCACCUCGGCACUUUGAAGAAAACUCUGACAGAGCGAGAGACAGAUGACAUGUACAACAUGAAGCUGAGCAGUGGUCCCGAUAACACUCUCUUUCACUUCCUGCUGAUGGAUAGUGUUCGGGGGGUGUUCAUUGCACCCUCUCACAGAGACGUGUCCCUCCUCAGCGGCUCCAUUCACCCGCAACUCAUCACAAACUUCCACCACUGCUGCCUGUCCAUCCGUCACGCCUUCAGACAGAGCCUUCCAGCAAAGGGCAGACGGGGGUCCGGCAGGCCUCAGAGUGGUGGGUGGGGCCUGGGUCCAGUGAAGGAACAUGGGGUUCUGUUCCAGUGUACACCCCCAAACUGGACCGACCAAAAGAAGCCCCCGCCCACAAUGACAUACUGGGUCAUAGGGAGGAUGCUGCUGGAGCCGAUUCCUCAGGAGUUUUAUGUUUGUUUUCAUGACUCUGUCCCUGAGGUCCCAGUGGAGAUGGCCUUUAGACUCUCAUUUGGACUAAACUUGUGAGAGUAACAACUUAGAUAAGGCAAACUACAUUCAAGAAACACUCAGGAAAAUACUAAAGACUUAUGUGGUGGAAAGGGCUGGGACUUUUACUAGUUAUUCUGAUACUAAUGGUGCAAUGUGGUGCUCCUUGUAAACUAAACUGAGAUGAUCAAGGUUGUUUAAAAACUUAAUGGAGCUGUUCCUGAUUUUGGUCUUAAAACGUGAAAAAAACGCAGUCUGCAGUAGUCCAAGUUAUUCCGUACUUGCCCUAUUUUGAGCAUCUUAAUUAUUCGCCAUGAUAAGUUUAAAAGUGCUUUUUCACAACUUUCAGACUCCAGGGUGGAGUUUUGCAAUCAUGGUGAAGCUAACAAUGAUAAGUAUGACUAGCAUGAUAACUUGCACUUCCUAAAUAAAAAGGUUUAUAAUUAAAUGCAGAUAGCACGCAGCAAACAUAUUUAUACAAUACAUUUGUACUGGGGCAAUUUUGCUCAAAUACAUGAGAAAAAAUUAGGCACAGGACCUUUAAAUCUAGUACUGUACUAUAGAAUAGGAGAUAAUACAAGCUGUAGAUAAACUAGUGUUAUUUAUUUAUAUGUGUAGUUUAUUACACAUUGGCAUA
This is a messenger RNA of Periophthalmus magnuspinnatus, 3506 nucleotides long. RefSeq names its product inturned planar cell polarity protein (gene intu). Gene Ontology annotation, biological process: nervous system development; establishment of planar polarity; vesicle-mediated transport. Bases 77 to 2908 code for a protein of 943 amino acids. Gene Ontology annotation, cellular component: cytoplasm; cilium. Gene Ontology annotation, molecular function: protein binding. The record is from RefSeq and is a predicted model, not a curated record. Lineage: Eukaryota; Metazoa; Chordata; Actinopteri; Gobiiformes; Gobiidae. The transcript has 18 exons.